This is a messenger RNA of Lachancea mirantina, 432 nucleotides long. NCBI's taxonomy places the organism in Eukaryota, Fungi, Ascomycota, Saccharomycetes, Saccharomycetales, Saccharomycetaceae. The record is from the annotation of a GenBank genome assembly.
AUGCCGAGUCCUCUGUUUUAUCGUUGGGUCAAGGUGUAUGUGACUGGUGGAGCCAUAAUUGGUACUGGACUGUUGUUGUUCAAGUAUACGACGCCCAGCGACGAAGAACUCAUAAAGGCAUUGUCACCGGAACUGCGACUGCAAUACGAACGUGAAAAGAAGCUACGGCAGGCAGAACAACAGGAACUCAUGAAGAUCGUGCAGGAAACGGCUAAAAGUGACAAGCCCAUUUGGGAUACGGGUCCCAUUCAAUCGCCUUGGGAGAGAAACGCGAGUGGCGAGUCUCGGGAUCAAUUCCAGAGGGUCAAGGCCUCGGAGAUCCAAAAGGACGAACUUAAGCGGAUUCGGGACGAACUUGGUCACAUCCGCGAGAGUAGCGUACAGAAAACGCAGGAACAAGUCCAACAGCGUAGCUGGUGGAAACCCUGGUGA